AUGAUCACUGCCAUUUUUAUCUACGACUUCAAAGGAGAUGUUCUUAUAUCAAAGAUUUACAAAGACGAAAUCAAAAGAAACAUAGCUGAUGUAUUUCGCAUCCAAGUCAUUAAUCAGGUGUCACUGGGACGGUCUCUGACUCGAGAGCAUAGAACACCGGUUUUAACCUUGGGAUCCACGUCUUUUAUCUAUACGAAACUGGGUAAUGUAUGGCUUUGCGCAGUGACUAGAUCAAACCAGGAUUGUGCCACUGUGCUUGAGUUUUUAUAUAAAUUGGAGGCUCUACUAGGUGCUGUUCUUUGGGAAGAAAACAAGAAAGCCAAAGUCAAACAGGAUAAACUCACAUUAUUGGACACCUCAAUUGUCAAUCAAUUUCUGCUUUGCUACAACAUAUUGGGCGAAGUUUGUGAUUUAGGGUACCCUAUCAAUCUAGAUAUGGAAUACGUGAAAAAAUAUGUACCCGGUAUGAAAGACGCUGAUAGUGGUGGGAUCUUUAAAAAUAUACAAUUAAGGAAAAGCUUUACCCCUAGCAAAGCUGUUAUGGCUGCUGGCUCUAGUUUUGAUGCUGGUGCCGGCUCUUCCACCCCAUCAGCCCACGAAAACAUUACAUGGAGGUCGGCAAAUAUCAAGUACCGACGCAAUGAGAUUUUUGUUCACGUUGAGGAAAAGCUCAAUGUUCUAUUCAACUCACAAGGUGAACUUUUGAGAAGCUAUGUAGAUGGUGCGAUACAACUCAAAACACAUUUAUCAGGAAUGCCACAAUGCAGAUUUGGUUUCAAUCCAAGUACAAUUUUAUUAUCCGAUACCGAUCCAGACACUGACUCCAAAGACAAUGUUGUUAAAUUAGAGGAUGCAAAAUUUCAUCAGUGUGUUCAGUUGAGUGCAUUUGACAGUGAUAGGUCCAUCCAGUUUAUUCCGCCGGAUGGCGAUUUCCAAAUGAUGAGUUACAAUUGUCGCCACAACAUUAACAUACCAUUUAGGAUAUACACCCAAGUGCGAGAAGUAGGCGAGAGGAUCUAUUACAAAAUUAAAGUGCGUUCAUUCUUUUCACCCAAAACAUCAUCAAGUAACAUUAUAGUGAAGAUCCCAACACCCGGAGGAGCCAGUCUGCAGAGUCUAUCAGUCUCAGGAGGCAAGGCGAAAUUUCACCCAGAUGAAAAUGCAUUCAUUUGGAGGCUCAAUAAAUUCUACGGCGAUACAGAGCACUCGAUUAAUGCAGAAGUGGCGAUCCAACCAUUGUCUUCUUCAUAUACUCAAUGGAAUCGACCUUCGAUAACUUUGGAUUUCGAGUUGGAUACAUACUCUAGUUCUGGCCUAGCUGUGCGGUUUUUGAAGAUUCAGGAGAAGGCCAACUAUAAAACAGUCAAGUGGGUACGGUAUAAGACCAGGUCUGGUUCGUAUGAAACACGUUAUUAG
Molecule: messenger RNA, 1416 nt
Organism: Lodderomyces elongisporus
Lineage: Eukaryota; Fungi; Ascomycota; Pichiomycetes; Serinales; Debaryomycetaceae
Gene: APM4
Product: Apm4p
Exons: 1
Coding region: 1-1416 (471 amino acids)
Biological process (GO): clathrin-dependent endocytosis; intracellular protein transport
Cellular component (GO): cytoplasmic vesicle; AP-2 adaptor complex
Molecular function (GO): clathrin-cargo adaptor activity
Source: RefSeq, a predicted model, not a curated record